AUGGAUAUUGAUAUUGUUAAUACUAUAUUACGAUUAUGUAUCGAACAACAAACAUGUCUAUUUGAAAUAUCUUUUCUAUGUGACUAUUGUCUUGAACAUCGAUUAUGUUCAAAUUCAAAAUAUGUUUUGGCUAGUAUUAAAAAUUAUUUAGAAAUAUUUAAAAUAAGUCGUGAUCAAAAUCGAAUUGAAUUUUUUAUGCCAUUUGAGAUAUGUCGAAAUCAUGUUAUAUGUCAAGAUAAAAAUGGUACAUGUUCGAAUAUUCAUGUAUGUUAUGAUCAUUUCUAUACAAGUUCCUGUCGUCGUCUGAUGAAUUGUCCAUAUCCACAUAAUAUAACGAAAGAAUUUCACGAAGAUAUACUUGAACCAUUAAUGAAUCUUGAUUUAGACGUAUUAACUAGAGCAUUUCGUGUUUAUUGUCAAUCGAAAAAACAUUUAAUAAAUCAUAAUUCAUCAAAAGGACAACAACAAUCUACGUUGAAUUCAUCUAUAAGUAAUAAUCCAACACCAUCAUCAUCCUUAACAAAAAAUUGGCGACUAGCAACCACUCCACAAAUUAAUGGAAAUUCAUCAUGGAAAAAAAAUAAUCGACAACAUAAUACUUCAAAAACUCUUCCAAAACAACAAACAAUUCCACAGAUUUCUGAUAAAGGCGUUCAGAUAUGUUGGCAACCAGACAAAAAUAUUCAAACUCAUUUUAUUGAAGUAGUUUUUAGCAAUCAUAAUAAAUCUGAUGGUGGUCCAAUACGAACUCAUCAAAUCUAUCAACAUUUAGGUGUUGCACAAGUCUUUUAUGAAAAUUCAGAUACUGCUGAUCAAGUUAUUGCUCAUGGAUCAGUCACAUUUCAAUCAUUUACUUUUACCCCACGUCUUCUUCAACAAACAAUCGAUACACGUCAUGUAUGUUUUUCAAAUAUUCCAAUUAUAACAAAUCGUCUUACAUCAUAUAUUGAUAUUGUAUCAAUGCCUUAUACAAAGAAUAAAUUUGAAUAUUAUCAAAAUGAUAAACAAAUAAUUAUUGUUGAAUAUAAUGAAGAUAUUGAUUUUUCUAAGAUUGUCUCAAAUAUUCGAAGUCAUCCAGAAUGUAAUGGAUCAAUGAUUAAUUGCAUUCAAUUGUAUCAUCCAGAGACAUUAUUUAUCGAAUAUGAUCAAGAAUAUUUCGAAGAUGAUAUUAGAAAAUUAUUUGAUAAAACAAGAAUUUUCCAUGUAAAAACUUAUCCUUAUUGUUCAUUUGUACAUUUCUAUUCUCAUAAUGAUCUUAUACAAUCAAUAAACGAAACAUUUCAUAAAUCUAUUCGAUUAACACCAAUUUAUAUUAAUAUUUACUCACAAAAUCAUUUGAAUAAUUAUUUACAACAACGUCAAAUAGAACUUCCAGAAAAACUGACUACUACUACUGUUUUAUCUUCUUCUUCUCCUGUAAUAAAUAAGAUUACGCAACAAGAGACAAUACUUCCUAUGCAAAAAAUGGAUUCAUCAUUAGAAUCUCAUCCAUCAAAUCUACCUAUAGAUGAUCAACAAACAGAAGUAAAUCAAGAAUCAAAAUCAUUAAUCGAAGAAGAAAUUCAUUGCCCGUCUUCUUCUUCUUUAAAUCAAACAAUAAUAGUAUCAAAUUCUCAACCUCUCAUUGAAGAUAAAAAUGCUGAAUCAAUUGUAAAUACUAAUGAUGGUGAUGAUGAAACUACCGAAAGUGAAGAUGAUUUUCAUGAUUUACCAUCAGAUUUUGAUAAUGAUGAUAUAUUUCUUGAUGAAUCAAAUGAGCACAGCGGUGAUAUGGAAUUUAUUCGUAGUGCAGCAAAAAAUUUAAUGUCAUCAUUAGCUGAAAUGGAAGCCGCAAGUGCAAAUACAAGUACAAUUGAUGCACCACAUUCAUUAUUAUAUGGUGAUGAUUAUAUAGUUACAAUAAAAAGUCGUCGUUUUGCAUUAGCUUUUCUUGAUUAUACACAAUUUCGUGUAGAAAAACAACGUACACCGGAUAAAUUUCGUUUAUUAGCAUCACUUAAAAAACUAACAAAUAAAAAAAAACAAACCGAUAAUAUUCAAGAACAUGAUCGAACAUUAUCGCCUACACUCGAUACAAAAACAUCUAAGAAAAAGAAACGAAAUAAACGUAAUAAUAAGAAAAAAAAUGUCAAUAAUAAUAAUAGUACGUCUAAAGGUAUUGUAUGA
Adineta steineri is the source of this 2166-nucleotide messenger RNA. NCBI's taxonomy places the organism in Eukaryota, Metazoa, Rotifera, Eurotatoria, Adinetida, Adinetidae. The record is from the annotation of a GenBank genome assembly.